This is a messenger RNA of Ruditapes philippinarum (Manila clam), 2150 nucleotides long. Its product is annotated as opioid-binding protein/cell adhesion molecule homolog. Gene Ontology annotation, biological process: homophilic cell-cell adhesion; dendrite self-avoidance; axon guidance. Gene Ontology annotation, molecular function: cell-cell adhesion mediator activity. Lineage: Eukaryota; Metazoa; Mollusca; Bivalvia; Venerida; Veneridae. The coding region runs from base 351 to 1328 and encodes 325 amino acids. The transcript is spliced from 8 exons. Gene Ontology annotation, cellular component: axon; plasma membrane. The record is from RefSeq and is a predicted model, not a curated record.
GUUCGAAUUUAUUUAGGGAUUUAUUGCGACACAAGUAGUAUUGUAAUGGUGAAGAGGGGGUGGGUGAUUAAAUGAUGAUGACACUGCAAGUCAAGUUUCCUAAAUCAUGUUCCAAAACCCCUUCUAUGAAGUGUUAACUUUUUAUCCAUCGAUGGUGUUAAGAGCAAAAUAAUCGCUCUUAAUUUAUUAACGGAAGCCACUUGAUCUUACAGCUGGGGGGAAUAAAAACAACACUUAGGAUUUUUUAGUGUUUUUAUUACUAACGAACAGCUAACGGAUUGAUUAUUGUUAUAAUACGUUCAGUGUAUGUACAUUUGUAGUGUAAAGAACUCGGACUCUAUUUCAACAGAAUGCGGGAAUUAUAUUCUUAUUUUAUAAUCUCUGUAAUUGGGAGUUUAUGGAGUGUUUCCGAUGGCGCCAUCAUAAACUACACCCAACCUGCCACUCUUAACCGGAAUGUGAUAUUACCAUGCCGACUGCCAAUGCACGAGAGCAAAAAUGUCAACGUUCGCUGGUAUAGCGGCAAAGAUGGCUGGCUGACUUCCGGUACAAACGUUUACGCACACCAUGCUGAAAUAGAAAUUAUGAAACCUGCACCCAAUGAGUGGAAUCUGUUUAUCAAGAAAAUGACUAAGUCGUUUGAAGACACUUACACCUGUAAAACUGAUCAGAACGAGAUACUUUCGCUGGUCAAGGUCAUAAUCGAAACCCCUCCGAAGAUAGACGAAUUGGCGUCGUCUCCGAAACGUGUUAAUGUUAAAGAAGGCGAAAAUGCUGAACUGAGGUGUGAAGUUACCGGAACGCCUACACCGGAAAUACAUUGGUACAGAGGCUCAUCUGAAACGCCCACUAGGGUUUCCGGUAAGCUGCUUAAAAUACCCGCCAUAAAGAGGUACGCGGCAGACGAAUACAUUUGUCGUGCAAACAGUUCGAAAGGAGAAGCUGAGCAUAGAAUUCGUCUGACUGUUAACUUUGGACCGGAAGCAACCAUUAUGGAGUCACCAGUAUACGCAGCCGGUGCGAAAGUAGCAGUGAUGUCAUGUGUUGUCCAGGGCUCACCACUCAUUGCAGCUUACUGGAGAGAUCUACGUGGCAAACAAAUAAAGGCGAACUGGAGAUACCUAGUGAUGCAAGAGGACGCUGGUGAUGGGAUACCUGUAAAGUUUUUAAAUCUUGUUAUCCGCCAGUCCGUAUUAGCCUAUAAAGACUUCGGGAAUUACACGUGCGUGGCACAAACGGAUAACAGUGAAGCACGAGCUAUAGUAGAACUGAAAAAUAUAGCAGAUAAGCCAAAAGAAGAGGAAGGGAAAGUUAUCAACUAUAACUGAUUACAAAUAAUAAGCUUUUUUUAUUUUAAACGGACAAAAAAUCAACAUCACUUAACGUUAUAAGUUGUUUUCUUGGAAUUAAAAACAAUGAAAGAAAUAUUUCAGUAGACAUAACCUUUAUACCAUCUAAAGAAAGCGCAGUUAACUAAAUGUUUGUGAAUAUUGUAUAUUUUAAUGCUUCAACAAUGUAUAUAAUUUAUAUUCAUUCUGAAAUUUGAUGAAUCAUUAUCUUUAAAGUGGUUUGACUUUAUGUUAGAUAUCCUCUGAUUAUUAUACAACGUACAUGUAAGUUUUUUUUUUUCAUAUUCCUUUCCAUUGUUUUACUUGUACAUAAUUUAUAAUGCAAAAUACAGAUUGUUGUACAAAAAGUGUGUUUUUUUUUAAAUAAAUGAACAUUCAGAAGAACAAUUACUUUGAGAAUGUAUACAAAAAUGAUGCAAUUUAAAAUGUCUGUGUAACAAUUACUUCCCCUUAUCUAUUAGUUAGCAGCAGUUACUUUCUCUAAUCAGAAUAGCCGGUUACUUCCUUAAAUUAUUAGACGCCGCGCUGCAAGUGGCGUCAAGUAGAUAUGCAUUUGUCCAUACAGCAAUGGGGAAAAUUUUAGACUUGAUUUUGUGUAUUUUUUUAAAAAUUUUUUUAAACAAAAUCACACUGUUUUCAAAUUUUCUAAUAAAAAUAGCUUUUUCUGAUGUACAGCAUGUCACAGAGCUUUAAGGGAUUAGAAUAAACGUUUAACUGAAGUGAUAUAUAGUGCCUUAUUUGAAUAUCAUAUACUUUUUAUCAUAUCUAAUUUUAUCUACAUAAUAAAUAACGUGCCAAUGA